GCAUAGAGAUGAGUCUCAAAUAUGUUUUCAGAAAAAUGUUGCCAAAUUGUGAUAAUAUUCCGGUAACUGGAGAUUUAGAUUCGGAACUGGAUUUUCUAGAGCAAAUUCCGGAAACUCUUGAGGAUUGUUUCAAGAUUUUGUCGACGGAGGCAAGAGAUCUGUAUUUGAGUAGGACAGUUCCGAUAUUAGACCAUCCUCCAACCCCACUUCAGUUCUACCGUGAUUACGUGAGCUACAACCGUCCAGUCCUCAUUCGUUCUGCAGUUUCUCAUUGGCCAGCUCUAGACCUAUGGCGGACAAACGAGUACUUCCGCCGUGAGUUAGGUUCUACUGAAGUGACUGUUGCGGUUACUCCAAACGGUUUGGCGGAUAGUCCAGUAGGAGACAGGUUUGUCCUACCAGAGGAGAGACGGAUGAAAUUCUCCAAGUUCCUGGAUAUCCUAGAGAAUCCUGAAUCUGAACCUGGAAUAUUCUAUAUACAAAAACAGAAUUCAAAUCUUACCCAGGAACUACCACAGCUGGUAGAGCAGGUUCCUGAACUCUCCUGGGCAUCUCAAGCUUUUGGUAAAUCACCAGAUGCGGUCAACUUCUGGCUAGGAGAUAAAAGAGCUGUGACGUCAAUGCACAAAGAUCCUUAUGAGAAUAUCUAUACUGUUAUUCGAGGUUAUAAGGAUAUUCUGCUUCAUCCUCCAACAGAUCUACCCUGGAUACCCUACAGACAGUUUACUCAGGCAGUUUAUAAAUCUUCUCAAGAUAAAACCUUCAGUAUACAGGACAUAGAGGGAGGGGAAACUGUUCCAUGGAUUUGUAUUGAUCCACUUAAUCCAGAUCUAAACUCCUACCCGGAGUACUUUAAUACAACCCCUAUCAAGGUUAGGGUUUAUGCUGGAGAAACUCUGUAUCUGCCAAGUUUAUGGUUUCAUCAUCUAUCCCAGAGCCAGGGUUGUGUGAGUGUCAAUUACUGGUAUGAUAUGGAGUUUGAUAUUAAAUAUAAUUAUUUUAAUCUUAUUAAAAAUAUUAAGCAAUUGGAUAAACAGAAUAAAUGUUGAAAAUUCUUUUUUUUCUACUUUUCUACCUCGGUGGUUUUAACAUGAAUCUAAUUUGUUCCUACAUAUUGCAUGCAGGACUUUAGUUUUGUUUAGUUAAAGUAAAAUAGGUUAUGGAGGGUCUUUUGCCAUUCAUAUUUAAUGUCAAGCGAUCAAUUUUGAUAAUCAAUUAAAAUAUUUUUUAAAUAUUUAUCACUUUUUUACCGAUAUAAGAUUUAUUUGUGUGAUAAAGUUUUUUUAUGGAAUUGUUUGAACGAGUUUUUCCCCUUUCCUUUAGAAAUGAAUUUGGACACCCCGCAGCCAGAGGUUAGAAUUUGCGGAAGAGUUUGCAGUAUUCUGUAGUCAGGGUGUGGAGUAGGAUACAGUAUUCUGUAGUCAGGGUGUGGAGUAGGAUACAGUAUUCUGUAGUCAGGGUCUGGAGUAGGAUACAGUAUUCUGUAGUCAGAGUGUGGAGUAGGAUACAGUAUUCUGUAGUCAGGGUGUGGAGUAGGAUACAGUAUUCUGUAGUCAGGGUUUGGGGUAGGAUACAGUAUUCUGUAGUCAGGGUGUGGACUAGAAUACAGUAUUCUGUAGUCAGGGUGUUUACUAGGAUACAGUUUUCUGUAUUCAGGGUGUGGGGUAGGAUACAGUAUUCUGUAGUCAGGGUGUGGAGUAGGAUACAGUAUUCUGUAGGCAGGGUGUGGAGUAGGAUACAGUAUUCUGUAGGCAGGGUGUGGAGUAGGAUACAGUAUUCUGUAGUCAGGGUGUGGAGUAGGAUACAGCAUUCUGUAGGCAGGGUGUGGAGUAGGAUACAGUAUUCUGUAGCCAGGGUGUGGGGUAGCAUACAGUAUUCUGUAGUCAGGGUGUGGACUAGGAUACAGUAUUCUGUAGUCAGGGUGUGGGGUAGAGUAGGAUACAGUAUUCUGUAGUCAGGGUGUGGGGUAGGAUACAGUAUUCUGUAGUCAGGGUGUGGAGUAGGAUACAACAAUAUUCUGUAGUCAGGGUGUGGGGUAGGAUACAGUAUUCUGUAGUCAGGGUGUGGAGUAGAAUACAGUAUUCUGUAGUCAGGGUCUGAAGUAGAAUCCAGUAUUCUGUAGUCAGGGUCUGAAGUAGAAUACAGUAUUCUGUAGUCAGGGUGUGGGGUGUAGGAUACAAUAUUCUGUAGUAAGGGUGUGUAGUAGAUUUCAGUAGUCCGUAGUCAGGGUGUGGAGUAGAAUACAGUUUUCUGUAGUCAGGGUGUGGGGUGUAGGAUACAAUAUUCUGUAGUAAGGGUGGGGAGUAGAAUUCAGUAUUCCGUGGUCAGGGUUUGGAGUAGAUUACGGAACAGUUGAUAGUUAUUAGAGAACCUGGUUAUGUUAGGUAAAGGGUUAAAUAUUGCAUAAUUGGUUGUUACGGAGGGGUUUCUUGGUAGUAAGUUGGUCGUUGGGGGAGGGAAAGGGUUUAGGGUGUUUUGAGUCACUUUUUAUUUGAUAAAAAAUUGUUCAGAUCAUUUAAUUUGAUUUGGUGGUGGGGAAAAAAAAGAUUUCAUGAUGAAUGAAGGUUUCCCGAGUGGGUGGAUGGGGGAGGGGAUAAAAUAUUACAAUUCACGAGGUUAGUUUGGGGUUUAUAAAGUUUAAAAUUCUCCCAAGGGAAUAUUAUUCACGGAAACCUAAGGAAAGGGAGGAAAUGAAACAAUGUUUAAUUUUCUUAAAGGAAAUUAACCUUGUUUACUUUAAUCAGGAGAUAAAGCUGUUGUAGACUAAAAUAUAAAUUUAAACCAAAGUUUUCCUUCUCUCUGCCAAGAGUCCGUCCUCUUAUUAUUUAUUUAUGAAAAAUGAUAAAUGAAGACUGUCACAGUGACAUUAUACUUGUGUAAAUAUCAAUUACGCCUCAAUUAUUUGUCCUGAAGUAUAAAUAUAUUAUUUGAUGGAUUUAUUGAAAACCAAGUUUUGAUUUCCUUUAAGUAUUGUGUAUAUAUAAUAUCUAGGUCAGAGCUCUGAUUGAAACCUAAGUUAUUUUCAGAAA
Eurytemora carolleeae is the source of this 3029-nucleotide messenger RNA. It is a transcript of the gene JMJD7, whose product is annotated as jmjC domain-containing protein 7. The record is from RefSeq and is a predicted model, not a curated record. Lineage: Eukaryota; Metazoa; Arthropoda; Copepoda; Calanoida; Temoridae. The coding region runs from base 9 to 1049 and encodes 346 amino acids. The transcript has 10 exons. Gene Ontology annotation, molecular function: 2-oxoglutarate-dependent dioxygenase activity.